AUGGAGGUAGAUGCUGUAGGUGUUGAAGAAAGUGAAGAGCUUGAAUCUUUAGCUUGUACUGGUGAGCAAAUUCCAGAAUGGGGAUGGAAUUACAUUGCAAAGGUGAGGCAGUUAAAGCUCGGAGUUGGGGAUGCCAAAGCACUUCGUAACUACUUCACUCGCAUGCAAAGAAGAAAUUCAAAUUUUUUCUAUGUCAUUGAUAUGGAUGAUGACAGUCAUUUGCGAAAUGUUUUUUGGGCAGAUGCAAGGUCAAGGGCAGCUUAUGACUCAUUUGGAGAUAUUGUGUCAUUUGAUAGUACAUACUUGACUAAUAGAUACAAUAUUCCAUUUUCUCCUUUUGUUGGAGUGAACCACAAUGGGCAGUCCAUUUUAUUUGGAUGCGGAUUGUUAUCGAGGGAAGACAAAGAAACUUAUGUAUGGUUGUUUAAAUCACGUAUGGAAUGCAUGCGAGGGCGAGCUCCAAAAGCAAUAACUACAUAUCAAUGUCGAUCUAUCCAAGCAGCAGUGGCAGAGGCAUUUAUGAAUCUCAUCAUCAUUUUUUUCCUUUGGCAUAUUAUGAAGAAAGUUCCUCAUAAAUUAAGUGGUUUGACUCAAUAUAAAGAAAUCAAGAAAACUUUAAAAACCCUUGUUUAUGACUCAAUAGAAGCAAGUGAAUUUGAUGAUGGCUGGCAUAAAAUGGUAGAUGAUUACUGUCUUCAAGAAAAUGAAUUGUUAAGCUCUUUUUUUAGUGAUCGUGGUCGGUGGGUGCCAGUAUAUGUCAAAUCAAUAUUUUGGGCAGGAAUGUCUACAACCCUAAGAAGUGAAAGCAUGAAUGCAUUUUUCGAUGGGUAUGUAAACUCAAAAACCUCAUUGGGACAAUUUGUUCAGCAAUAUGAUAAUGCACUUAAAAGUAAGAUGGAAAAGGAGAAUAAGGCUGAUUUUGACUUUCUUAAUUCUUCUUAUCAAUUGAUAACAAGUUCCCACUUUGAGAAGCAAUUUAAAGAGGCUUACAACAAUACAAUUUUCAAGUCCUUUCAAGAUGAGUUGCGUGAUAUAUUUUUUGCAAUUUCACAUUGCUUAGAGUUGAUGGUCUAA
Messenger RNA from Lotus japonicus, 1074 nucleotides. Its product is annotated as protein FAR-RED IMPAIRED RESPONSE 1-like. The record is from RefSeq and is a predicted model, not a curated record. Bases 1 to 1074 code for a protein of 357 amino acids. The transcript has 2 exons. Gene Ontology annotation, biological process: regulation of DNA-templated transcription. NCBI's taxonomy places the organism in Eukaryota, Viridiplantae, Streptophyta, Magnoliopsida, Fabales, Fabaceae.